GAGCGCGCGCAGGAGCCGCCGCCGCCGCCGCCCGCGUCUCCGUCGCCGCGCGCCUGAGCCGCCGUCGCCGCCGCGCGCCCUGCCCGGGGGCGGCCCCCCCAGCCCCAUGGAGGUCUCCCGGAGGAAGGCACCGCCGCGCCCCCCGCGCCCAGCCGCGCCGCUGCCCCUGCUCGCUUAUCUGCUGGCGCUGGCGGCGCCGAGCCGGGGCGCGGACGAACCCGUGUGGCGGUCGGAGCAAGCCAUCGGAGCCAUCGCGGCGAGCCGGGAGGACGGCGUGUUCGUGGCGAGCGGCAGCUGCCUGGACCAGCUGGACUACAGCCUGGAGCACAGGCUCUCGCGCCUGUACCGGGACCAAGCGGGCAACUGCACGGAGCCCGUCUCGCUGGCGCCCCCCGCGCGGCCCCGGCCGGGGAGCAGCUUCAGCAAGCUGCUGCUGCCCUACAGCGAGGGGGCGGGCGACCUCCAGGGGCUGCUGCUCACCGGCUGGACCUUCGACCGGGGCGCCUGCGAGGUGCGGCUGCUGGGCAACCUGAGCCACGGCUCCCUGCGCAACGGCACCGAGGUGGUGUCGUGUCACCCGCAGGGCUCGACGGCCGGCGUGGUGUACCGCGCGGGGGACCAGAACCGCUGGUACCUGGCGGUGGCCGCCACAUACGUGCUGCCGGAGCCUGAGACGGCUAGCCGCUGCAACCCGGCGGCGUCCGACCGCGACACCGCCAUCGCCCUCAAGGACACGGAGGGACGCAGCCUGGCCACGGAGGAGCUGGGCCGCCUCAAGCUGCGCGGGGGCGCGGGCAGCCUGCACUUCGUGGACGCCUUUCUCUGGAACGGCAGCGUCUACUUCCCCUACUACCCCUACAACUACACGAGCGGCGCCGCCACCGGCUGGCCCAGCAUGGUGCGCAUCGCGCAGAGCGCCAAGGUUUUGCAGUUCCAGGGCCAGGCGGCCCUCGACUGCGGCCACGGCCACCCCGACGGCCGGCGCCUGCUCCUCUCCUCCAGCCUGGUGGAGGCCCUGGGCGUCUGGGCGGGCGUGUUCAGCGCGGCCACCGGGGAGGGCCAGGAGAGGCGCUCCCCCGCCACCACCGCACUCUGCCUCUUCAGGAUGAGUGAGAUCCAGGAGCGCGCCAAGAGCUGCCCCUGGGACUUCCAGACGGCCGAGCAGAACUGCAAAGAAGGCGAGCAACCUGAGAGAGUCCAGCCAAUCGCCUCAUCUACCUUGAUCCAUUCCGACCUGACAUCCGUUUAUGGCACCGUGGUAAUGAACAGGACUGUUUUGUUCUUGGGGACUGGAGAUGGCCAGUUACUUAAGGUUGUUCUGGGUGAGAAUUUGACUUCAAAUUGUCCAGAGGUUAUCUAUGAAAUUAAAGAAGAGACACCCGUUUUCUACAAACUGGUUCCUCAUCCUAAGAAGAAUAUCUACAUCUAUCUAACGGCCGGGAAAGAGGUGAGGAGAAUUCGUGUUGCCAACUGCAGUAGACAUCCAUCCUGCACGGAGUGUUUAACGGCUGCAGACCCUCACUGCGGUUGGUGCCAUUCACUACAAAGGUGUACUUUUAAAGAAGAUUGUGUACACCCAGAGAACCAUGAAAACUGGCUGGAUAUUUCGUCGGGAGCUAAAAAGUGCCCUCAAAUUAACCUAUUCCGAAGCAGUAAAGAUAAGACUACAGUGACUGUGGUGGGAAGCUUCCCUCCCAGGCGCGCGGAGUGGGAGUGCGCGGUGAAGAGCGCGGACACGGGCAGGCAGCUCUGUAGGGGUAAAAGUCCACCAAGCAAGCCCUGCACCUGCAGCAUUCCCACGAGAGCGACCUACAAAGAUGUUUUGGUUGUCAACGUGACAUUCUCCGUCGGCUCUUGGCGUUUAUCAAAAAGAUUCAACUUUACCAACUGCUCAUCAUUAAGAGAGUGUCCAGUGUGUAUUGGAACUGGCUGUGCUUGGUGUAAAAGUGAGAGGAAGUGUAUCCAUCCCUUCACAGCUUGUGACCCUUCUGAUUACAAGCGAAGCCAGGAGCACUGUCCAGUCACUGUGGAGAAACGGACACCACCCGAGACAGCAGGAGGAGGAAGAUUCACGGAGAAUAGGAGUAAUAGGACCCAUUCCGGCUUGCAGGUCUUUUACAUUAAGUCCAUUGAGCCACGGAAGAUAUCAACUUUAGGGAAAAGCAACGUGAUCGUCACGGGGGCAAACUUUACCCAGGCAUCCAAAAUUACUAUGAUCCUGAAAGGAACCAGUACUUGCGAGAAGGAUGUGAUCCAGGUUAGCCACGUGCUAAAUGACACCCAUAUGAAAUUCUCUCUACCAUCAAGCCGGAAAGAAAUGAAGGACGUGUGUAUCCAGUUCAAUGGCGGGAACUGUACAUCUGUGGGACCCUUGUCGUACAUCGCUCUGCCACAUUGUUCCCUCAUAUACCCUGCCACCACCUGGAUCAGUGGUGGUCAAAAUAUAACCAUCGUGGGCAGAAAUUUUGACGUAAUUGACAACUUAAUCAUUUCACACGAGUUAAAAGGAAACAUAAAUGUCUCUGAAUAUUGUGUGACAGAUUCCUGCAGGUUUUUAGCCCCCAGUUUAAAGAGUUCAAAAGCGCGUACGAACGUCACCGUGAAGCUGAGAGUCCAGGACACCUUCUUGGACUGCGGAAGUCUGCAGUAUCUUGAGGACCCUAGGUUCACGGGGUGUCGGGUCGAACCCGAGGGGGACACAGAGCUGGAAGUAAAAAUUCAAAAAGAAAAUGACGAGUUCAACAUCUCCAAGACAGACAUUGAAAUCACUCUCUUCCACGGGGAAAACGAGCAAUUAAAUUGCAGUUUUGAAAACAUUACGAGAAAUCAAGAUCUCACCAUCAUCCUUUGCAAAAUCAAAGGCAUCAGUAAUGCAAACAGCAUCGACACCUCGUCCAAGAAAGUUCGUGUCAAACUGGGAAACUUGGAGCUCUACGUUGAGCAGGAAACAGUUCCUACCACUUGGUAUUUUCUGAUUGUCCUUCCCGUCUUGCUAGUGAUUGUCAUCUUUGCGGCCGUGGGGGUAACCAGGCACAAAUCGAAGGAGCUGAGCCGCAAACAGAGCCAACAGCUGGAGCUCCUGGAGAGUGAGCUCCGGAAAGAGAUACGUGAUGGCUUUGCUGAGCUGCAGAUGGAUAAAUUGGAUGUGGUUGAUAGUUUUGGAACCGUUCCCUUCCUUGACUACAAACAUUUUGCUCUGAGAACUUUCUUCCCCGAGUCAGGUGGCUUCACACACAUCUUCACUGAAGAUAUGCAUAACAGAGAUGCCACUGACAAGAAUGAAAGUCUCACAGCUUUGGAUGCUCUGAUUUGUAAUAAAAGUUUCCUUGUGACUGUCAUCCACACCCUUGAGAAGCAGAAGAACUUUUCAGUGAAGGACAGGUGUCUGUUUGCCUCCUUCUUGACCAUUGCACUGCAAACCAAGCUGGUCUAUCUGACCAGCAUCCUGGAGGUGCUGACCAGGGACUUGAUGGAACAGUCCAGCAACAUGCAGCCGAAACUCAUGCUAAGACGCACAGAGUCUGUGGUCGAGAAACUCCUCACAAACUGGAUGUCCGUCUGUCUUUCCGGUUUUCUGCGGGUAAGUGUCACCUCCCGCGGCAGGGUCAGAGGUAAGACAAUAGGUGGUGAGCCAAAUAGCUGGGUGUUAGUGAGUGAAUUUAGCUACCUGAGCAUCAACAAUGAGCUCUGUCAGGUUGGAUACAUUCAGCUACUGGGAAACCUGUUUGUGUUCUUGCAGGCAUUAAACGUUGUCUUUGAAAAGAUCCCGGAAAAUGAGAGUGCAGAUGUCUGUCGGAACAUUUCAGUCAAUGUUCUUGAUUGUGACACCAUAGGCCAAGCCAAAGAAAAGAUCUUCCAGGCUUUCCUAAGCAAAAAUGGCUCUCCUUAUGGACUUCAGCUGAACGAAAUUGGCCUGGAGCUACAAGUGGGAACACGACAGAAAGAGCUGCUGGAUAUUGAUAGUUCGUCUGUGAUUCUCGAAGAUGGAAUAACCAAGCUAAAUACCAUCGGCCACUACGAGAUAUCAAAUGGAUCCACUAUAAAGGUCUUUAAGAAGAUAGCAAAUUUUCCUUCAGAUGUGGAAUACUCAGAAGACCACUGCCAUUUGAUUUUACCAGAUUCAGAAGCAUUCCAAGAUGUGCAAGGAAAAAGACAUCGAGGGAAGCACAAGUUCAAAGUAAAAGAAAUGUAUCUGACAAAGCUGCUGUCGACCAAGGUGGCAAUUCAUUCUGUGCUUGAGAAACUUUUUAGAAGCAUUUGGAGUUUACCCAACAGCAGAGCCCCAUUUGCUAUAAAAUACUUCUUUGACUUUUUGGAUGCCCAGGCUGAAAACAAAAAAAUCACAGAUCCUGAUGUCGUACAUAUUUGGAAAACAAACAGCCUUCCUCUUCGCUUCUGGGUAAACAUCCUGAAGAACCCUCAGUUUGUUUUUGACAUUAAGAAGACACCACACAUAGACGGCUGUUUAUCUGUGAUUGCCCAGGCAUUCAUGGACGCAUUUUCUCUCACAGAGCAGCAACUCGGGAAGGAAGCACCAACUAAUAAACUUCUCUAUGCCAAGGAUAUCCCAACCUACAAAGAGGAAGUAAAAUCAUAUUACAAAGCAAUCAGGGAUUUGCCUCCAUUGUCAUCUUCGGAAAUGGAAGAAUUCUUAACUCAGGAAUCUAAGAAACAUGAAAAUGAAUUUAAUGAAGAAGUGGCCUUGACAGAAAUCUACAAAUACAUCGUAAAAUAUUUUGAUGAGAUUCUAAAUAAACUAGAAAGAGAACGAGGGCUGGAAGAAGCUCAGAAACAACUCUUGCAUGUAAAAGUCUUAUUUGAUGAAAAGAAGAAAUGCAAGUGGAUGUAAGCACUCUGGGGACUGGCUUAAUCUGGCAAAAUUCUUCAGACGACUUGGGAGCAAAAUGGCUGCUUGAGCUACUCUGUGUCGUUAAUUUUUUAAAGUUUGCACACAGGUUCCACUUUGAGCACAGUCUUUCAGAGACCAAGGCACAUGCACAGCUUUUAGAAAGCAUACCCACCAUUGUGCCUGUGCAUAUACUGUGGGAACCUUUCUGUAAAUAGAGUCGAAGUGGUUGUUGUAAACAGCCUCCUUGUUUACAGAGAAUACAGGGCCAGUAAGCAAGUGUCAGUAUUGUUAACUACAGUCUCCACUUAAGCACAAUGACAACAGUGGUUUUGUUUGAAAACUACAGUUCUGUAGCACUUGUGACUACACUGCACUUCUGCAGAAAAGGGACACUGCCAGUGAUGACAAGAAAAUGUGAAAUGAGUCAUUUGGAAACAAGGCGGGAGUGUUAGGGCAACCUCGAGGAUUUGCGGCAUUGAAACUUUCCCCAGUAGUUCUUGGAAAAGCUGACCGCAGAAUUUGGUAGUGUGUACACUUAGCAUUUGUGAGUGUGUGUGUGUUUUUAAACCAAAAACUGACAGUGUUGCAACAUUGUUGAAAGGGCUCGUGUUUUUCAGUGGUCGCCAGUUACACUCCAUCAACUCACCUCCAUCUCACGAAGGAGCUCUAAAGCAAGGAGAGUGAGGAGGUUUAUUUAAAAUGCAACAGCAUUUUACCCACUUUGUCCUGAUGUGUUCCUUUUUUCAUUUUUUCAUAUAAAUGUAUUUGAUAGUGGACAUGUUGGCUGUUGUAAAACAAAACAAAACACCAUUAGUUUAUUUCUGUCUAAAAACUUUGAUCAGAACUAACUGUAGAAGAGUAACUUCCUCCCCUAAUCCUACAUUUCUGUACUUGGUGUCUCCUUGCUUUAGAUUUCUGGUGAACCCUGUGAUUAUAAAUACUUGUGUGUGAUUACAAAAAAAAAAAAAAGAUACAUUUUACAUUUCAUGAAAUUGCUGUUCACACUGGAGUAUUAUAUAUGAAUAUAUAUAUUUGAGGCCCAAGGCCUGAAAAAUAUUAGUAUACAACUUGGUAUCUUAGUCUUACUAUGUACUUUUUGAAAGUAUUCCUCACAAAAGAAAGAAUUCAAAAUACCCAAUUUAUUCAUGCCUUUCUUUUUAAAGAAUCCCCUAUCCAGUUACACUGUAGUCUUUUUAUUGCUGGUUUUUUAUUCCUGAAUUUUUGCUGCUCAUGACCAAUUUUAAUACCACUGUGUUUUCCUUCUAUUAAAUCAAAAGUAAAAAAAAUGUAAUUGGCAACUCUCAACUUUCCUUGUGGCACCUUUUACCCUUGGUGCUCCAAAUCCCAGAUUAAGGAAAGACAUUUUUUCAAGUAGCAAAUAAAACACUGAUCAUCUAUUCCUUAAAAUCUUAUACCAACACUGUAUGGGAUAUCAGGAUAUCAGUGUGAAUUUGUCUUCGAAAAUGAAAUUCUUUGUGCUCCUCAGUAUCUAGCAAAGAGUAAGAGGUGAUACCUCAGCAGAAUGAUCAAAUAAGCAGUUAUUACCCUGAUAGGCCCCUUCCUAAUCACGUCACUUUUGACCAUUGUCUGUCCAAUGGACACACCUCAAAAAUACUACCAAAUAGGUUACUUACAAGUAUAAAGGUGAGAGGUCUGGUCCCCAUCUAAGACUGCAACAGUCUUGAUGUGAAGGCAUUCAUAAGAGAAUAACAGGACAGUUGAGAGCCAAGGGUAGGAGAGUUGCCCAAAAGACUUCCCCUUCUUUAGGGUACAGAAAUGCUAAGAAAAGGAUCAGCUACAGCUUUAUCUAAGUAUUCAGUAAAUGCUACAUGAGGGUGUCCCUGUCCAGCUCUCUGGCACAUGAGUCCCAUGGGGAGACCUACCUCCUCUUCCGGGUACGAUGCUGCUGGGAACUUUGGGCAAGUCACUUACCUCUUUGUGCCUCAAUUUCUGUAUAAUAUUUCUAACCUACCUCACUGAGGUGGUGUGAAGAUUCACUAAUGUAUGUAGCGUGUUUGUCAAUCCUCCAGUGAAAAGCACUAUCUAGAUCACAUUUUGGAUCACAUUAGCCAAAUGCAGUAAAUGGCCAAAUUAGAUGUGUGCUGAAGACAAUCAGUCACUGGGUCUAUAUUAAACAGCAACCAGAGAAACAAAUGGCAAACAAUUUCUAUUUUCAAGUUUCUUUGCAUAUUUUUUUGGUGCAAACAAUUCAUUUAUAAACUUUUUUUUCUAACACUAGUGUCUACAGCAGCAUUUAAAAAUUAUUUCUGUUACCUUUUCUGUAUUAGGGAUCUAAAGUCUAUUUCUUAUUGUAUACCUGAUUGAAGCUGUACUUGGAGAUGAAUGUUUUAAAUGUCUAUAUCCAAAAAUAAACAUUUUGAUGUAAAUGUG
Molecule: messenger RNA, 7240 nt
Organism: Mustela lutreola (European mink)
Lineage: Eukaryota; Metazoa; Chordata; Mammalia; Carnivora; Mustelidae
Gene: PLXNC1
Product: plexin C1
Exons: 31
Coding region: 107-4849 (1580 amino acids)
Biological process (GO): regulation of GTPase activity; regulation of cell shape; semaphorin-plexin signaling pathway involved in axon guidance
Cellular component (GO): semaphorin receptor complex
Molecular function (GO): semaphorin receptor activity; protein binding
Source: RefSeq, a predicted model, not a curated record